Messenger RNA from Pelodiscus sinensis (Chinese soft-shelled turtle), 3114 nucleotides. NCBI's taxonomy places the organism in Eukaryota, Metazoa, Chordata, Testudines, Trionychidae. The record is from RefSeq and is a predicted model, not a curated record.
UUUGAAAAAAGUUUGGACACCCCUGACUUACAGGUACCACUCUGCUCACAUUGACUAUUACCAGCCAGUGACAGUGGUAGAACCUGUAAACCAGCACAGGGCCAAACUUCCUUGUGGUGCUGUGUUGAGCCACUUCCCCUCCUCCCUGCCAGGCAGAGCCCACACAUUGGAUAUAGCCCACAGCUUGUUCUCAUUCAGCCCACAAGGCUCCCCCUUCCCACAGCAGGGAACCCUUCAUUAGUGCUUCAGUCAUGCAGGGGGCACCAACACUUUGAGACUUGUCCUGAGGCUGGAAUGCCAGCACUAGCUCAUCCUUCUGUGUGUUGGGCUGUGGCGGGGGGCAGAGGUUCCGACCUAUGGGCCAUAGGUUUGCCAUCUCUGAAAUAAGGGCUUGCCCUGAGAAGGAAACAAUGAACAGCAGCAACACCUAGUGGAACAGAGGAAAGUUUUGAUGUAAAAUGAAGGAGGAGAGAUAUUUGAAAUAGUAAAGAUGUCUGGCUUUUUCCUCUUCUGUUUUUCUCUAUUGAUAAUAGAGCUGCUAUAGUUGCAUUAUGAAGUAAUGCUGUUUGUUAUAAUGGUUUUUAUUUUCCUGCUACAUUUAAUAUCAGCUUGUUUUCUGUAUAAUGCUUGUACUGCUAUUUCCAUGCAGAAAGCAAAACUGGGAAAUCAUUUGAAAUGUGGCAAUUAGACAGGCUCAUUACUUUUUUCCAGUUUUUUUUAUGCUGAUCCCACAUGCUUUCAGUAUGAGCUUGAUACUACUGAACGACUACAUUAAAGAAAUGAUAGAAUUAACUAAUGAAAAUUGAAAAGCAUUUGUAGGGGCAGUGGCUUUAACUAGUCAAUUUCCAGAAUGGGCCCUAUACCAAACCCAUUUCUACUGCUAUAAAACACAUAGUGAAGUGGUUUUUAAAUAUUUGGAUACAUAGAGAUUUCUAGAGUAUUAAUGGAUAGUAUAAUGUCUACUGCAAUUGCUUCAGUCAUCUCUCAUCCUACUUAGACUAUAAUUGAAUAAUAGAGGUUGAAACAGAUAUCUAGUAGAUCCCAGUUACACAACAGAAAAUAAGUUAAUAAAAUAGCUUAGUUACUAGUGGGGGCUGUAGGAAGGUAAGACUAGAAUUGUCAUUUUGAUUCUUCAGCUGGCUCAUCCAGGCUUUGGCAACUUAUCUCGAAAAUUAAUAUUUUCUAUUUUGGGUAAAGCAGUUCCAUGAGAGGUUUAAAAACUAGACUCUUAUACAAUACAUCCUGAGCAUUAGUCCAGCUCUUUCUAAUAAAUAACUUGUUUGCCUCUUUUAAUGUAAAUUUAACUUUUUUUCCUUUCAUAAGAGAAGAAAUUAGGCUGAAGGCAGUAGUUAACCAGUGGAAUGGAAGAAAGGAAAAUCAAGAGGAGGAGCCCCAAAUCAUCCAAUAGUCACCCUACUCAGGUUGCUAAUGCCAAGAAAAAUUCUGUGCCAGUCAGUAAAAGUACAGCAUUUUCAAAUCCUGCACCACAAGCAAAUUCCCAAAGACCAAAGUUAAAAAGAGGAAUAAAAGAAAAAGCCAAACCUCCAGGAGGGGAAGGAAAAGGGGCGGCGCAGGCAGCUCCAAUACAGCACUCUUUUCUCACAGACGUGUCAGAUGUUCAAGAGAUGGAGAGGGGACUUUUGAGCCUUCUGAAUGAUUUCCACUCCGGCAAACUUCAAGCAUUUGGAAAUGAGUGUUCCAUAGAACAGAUGGAACAUGUGCGGGGGAUGCAGGAGAAGUUAGCUCGCUUGAAUUUGGAACUCUAUGGGGAAUUGGAAGAACUUCCUGAAGAUAAAAGAAAACUUGCCAGUGAUUCCAAUUUGGAUAGGCUACUAUCAGAUCUGGAAGAACUGAAUUCUUCUAUACAAAAGCUUCAUUUAGCAGAUGCACAAGAUAUCCCAAAUACCUCCACCAGCUAAAAGUGUUGGGUUUUUUUUAUUUGGAUACCUCUCUGAGAAGUCAUGUCUUUAUUUUUCCAGUGGAAUCUAGAGUCUUACUCAUUUGUCACAAUAAAGAAUUAAAGUGCAACUCCACAUGAUUAUUUUCACAUAUAUUGCAGUGGUCAAAUCUGCUAACAGGAAUAUCAGGGUUGGAAUCAAUUGCAAUGGUAUGCUGCUAUGCUUUGUAAUUACUGCCUUAUUUAAUAUAAAGUGCUGGGAAAAACUUGAAAGUACAUGCUCAGUGUUGUCCAUAUGUCUACAUGUUCACUAACAUCACUCCAUUUUUGACAAAUCUAGCAGUGAAGGCUUUUUUUAGCUGCCUUUCUGCCUAGUAUGUAGACACUCUGCACACUCUUCAGUGUGGUUUAACCAUUAAAUCAGUGCUUAUUGAUUUAUUUUAAUAAAGUAAUUUACAAUGCUGUACAAUUUAUUGAAAAGCUUAGUGUCUAUUUAAUUAUGGUCAAAUAAAGGUUUUGUAUUGUCUGAAUUUUCACAAAGUCAAUUUUUACCCUGUCAGCCACUUUAAAAUUUCACCCAGUUAGAAUUGGAAUACUUAUUUACUUCUGGCAAUUUUGAAUUCUCAGUAAUAUAUAUACACUGACUCUUAAUAAAUCCAUUCCACACUAUUUUUCUUUCAAUUAAUAACUUUUAAUAAAGUCUCCAGUUACUGGGGUUAAUGGAUGUUCCUCAUUCUUAGUUAUUUCAGGAGUGGGGAGAGUCUGCAACAACACACACGGACCUUCAGCACAUGCCCAGUAACAAGAGGUCCAUUCCUAAAAAGUGCUUAUAUUGGCAGGUUUUCUGGAGCACAUAUUACUAUAUAUAUUUCAGUACUGAAGAUGAUGCAUGAUAAAUUCAUGGUUGACAAAACAGGACCUUAGCCAACAAGCACAAUCUGUCCCACAAAUUGUUCCUUUAAUACAAUCAAGAUGAACAGUUGCUCUUGCUUUUUAUCAGUGAGAGCCCAAAUCCCAUACACAUUGCUACAUUUUUUGAAUAUGGAAAGGGAAAAGCUUUGUGUUUGUUCAAAGACUGAUUAUUUGAUGGCUCAAAAUGUCUACCAAGACGCAAUCAGUGGCACAUUUGUUCUGUGUAGAUGUUGAACUGUUCAUUCUGAUUCCAUUUUUUGAGUGCAUUUGUUCAAUAGCAGGAAUAAAGUCUCUCCCUUUCCCUU